Molecule: messenger RNA, 1335 nt
Organism: Anthostomella pinea
Lineage: Eukaryota; Fungi; Ascomycota; Sordariomycetes; Xylariales; Xylariaceae
Source: the annotation of a GenBank genome assembly
AUGGCUGAUCGGUUCACAGCACUUAGCAUGUCGGAUGGCAUCAAGAUUGCUGCCAUCCUAGCGCUCUCAGCCCUUGGGUUGGCCUGGUUUCUUUCCACUCAUCAAAAUAAUGUCUGCGAUGCAUUCCCGAGGGUGGCUGACAGUCGACUUCGCUCGAUCGUUUGGCCUUCAUAUAUUCAAGAUCUGGUGUGGAAAGGCUAUCGCGAUAUUAUCAAGCCAGCCAGCCAGCCGUUCUCAGUACGCUGGUGGGGACGAGACUUUUUGAUCUUGCCUCCGAAGUAUUUGCCCUCACUCCGCGACGCCGACUGGGCGCACCUCAGCUUCUUCCGGACGAUCAGUGAUGCUUUCUAUCUUCACACGAGCGUGGGCAAUCUUUACGAUAGCGACGCGACUGUGCAGGUCGUCAAAAGGGGCCUCAAUCCUCGGAUGCCACAACUCACCACCAUCCUGGAAAAAGAAAUCGAGUAUGCUAUCAGCGUAGAGCUGGGUGGAAGUCACGAUAACGGACCGAGAAUCCGAAACGCGCAGAACUUCUUUACCUCCAUUGUUCAUCGGUCUGCAUCACGUAUUCUCAUCGGAGAGGAACUUUGCCGCAACGAUAAGUUCAUCAAAACCUCUAUAGAAUUCGUCAUGUCGAUUUUCUACACUGCCCUCAUCAUUGUCAAGCUUCCCCUUGGGCCUCUGCGAGAAUGGUUAGCGUAUCUGCUCGCGUGGUGGCAUAGGCAGAAGCUCAAGCAAUGUACCCGCAUGCUGCUUCCGGUCAUCGAAGCCCGUAUUGACCGACACCUCGACGAGAGCAAUGCGUCAGAGGAGAGUGAUGCCAUUGAGUGGCAUCUGAUGCUAUCUCCUUCGAUUAGCGAUGUUGACCCGCAACGUUUGGCUGCAGAGUUGAUGCACAAUCUGUGGGCUGGUACCUCUGCCCCAGGUGGUCUCACAACGGAGAUUUUUUUCCAAAUACUGUUGGAGCCUCAAUACAAAGAAGAUAUUGUAAGGGAGGCCAAAGAGGCACUCGGGGGAGACCAGCAUUGGACUGAGAAGUCCCUAAGCAAACUGCCACUCCUGGAUAGUUUCAUUCGAGAGAUCAAUCGGUUGAAUCCAACUGGCUCCAUCACAUGUUCCCGUACCGUCCUGGGGAAACCAUUCGUCUUCCCGGACGGACUCUCAUUGCCCGUGGGCACCCGAUUUGGCUUCCCUACUCGGGCAAUGCAAAAUGACGACGAUGCAACAUUUGACGGCUUUCGAUUUGCGAAGUCUCACACCGGCUCCGAAAAAGAUGGAGGAAGGAUUGACGCCCCCCAAGGGGCUACAACAAUGUCAUCAUCAAACUUGGCGUAA